AUGCCCCGGACACGAUCGACUAAGACGGACGCGAAGGACUCGGGAGAGACUGCAAAGACGGCCUCCUCGUCCAAGUACGUCCUCGCUUCCAACAAUAACGACUCUCUGCCGAACCUCUUUAUUCUUCCAAAAAAUGCCACAUCGAACGCCCGCAUAGUGUCCCUCCCGAAUCCAAGGCAUGGCCGUCCAGCCCGCUAUCUAGUGUGUCCUGAAACGGGCAUGUAUGAAUUCAGGAAAACUACGGUCCCGAACUCGAACCCCCGGAGUUGGCUGAUAGAAACGCACGAAUCCUCGAUCGAAUCGAAUUCGAAAGAUGGUGCAUCGGAACGCAAGGCUCGGGUCAUCAUGGUCCCCGACAUGCACAUUGCAACGCCAUUCGAUCCCGUCUUCGUCGCUUUGGCCGCCAUGGCGAACUCACAACCUCUCGAAGGAUCGGAAGACAGGAAACGCCUGUAUUUAUCGAGUGAGGACCAUUUCGACAAGCUACCCGAGGAAUCGUCCCACUUGUUGGAAAUCCUGAGAUGGGAGAAGACGCGGUCCCUUUUCGAGCGCAGGAUGGCAGAAAUAUGCGAUACUGUCGAGGCUGGCGACGAGAGCAUGUUCCGGCUGAAUGAGAAGAAGCUCUUGGCUGUCCUUCUCGACAAGGCCAACACAAUGGCUGCUGGCAAUCUGCCUCCGAGCAUGGAAGAAAAAUUCGUCAAAGCACCGCUACAGGCACCAAUUAUCUUGCAGCGACAAGUCCCUGCAGUGAAAGAGAAUCAUGGUUCUAGUGCAGAGGGCGAACCCGGAAUCUCGACUCCCAGCAUCGAAUCGGUAGACUGCAAGUCUACCGCUGUGAUAGCCGACUCAGCCGCCUCAUCAUCUACCUCCCAGCAAUCCACGGCGGCGACGUCACUGGCAGAGUCCGAAUCUUUAACUCCCAAUACCAUGGCAAGUACGGUGGAGGCUUCUUCGGACAUAACGAAGCUCCAGAGAAUACGAGUGGCAUUCGAUUUCAUAUGCUCCAACUACGUUUCGCCGACUAUCGCCGAGCAUCUUCGAGCGCAGCUAGUUGCGGACCUGAGCCCCAUCGAUUUUACUCCCCUCGACAAAUACAUUGCCAAAGUCUCCGAGCUACGGGCGGAGGCGUUUGCGACUCGGUCCAUGUCCGACUUCUCUCGUAAACGGGGCAUUGACGAAGAAGAGAUCGAAGCGCGACUGGAGAAAAGGCGAAAGAUGGACGAGGAAAAGAAGCGCAAAGCCAACGAAAGUCGCGGAGUCAGAGACCUCAAAAAAGUGAACACCAGCGGGAUGAAGAAGCUAAGCGAGUUUUUCAAAGCCAAAUAA
Molecule: messenger RNA, 1326 nt
Organism: Drechmeria coniospora
Lineage: Eukaryota; Fungi; Ascomycota; Sordariomycetes; Hypocreales; Ophiocordycipitaceae
Exons: 1
Coding region: 1-1326 (441 amino acids)
Biological process (GO): RNA catabolic process; ribonucleotide metabolic process
Cellular component (GO): nucleoplasm; ribonuclease H2 complex
Source: RefSeq, a predicted model, not a curated record